AGUUCCUGUGAGCGUCGGCGUCUUCUGGGCCUGUGGAGUUUCUUGGACAGGGGCCGCGGGGCUCCAGGACGGCGCCCUUAGCGACACCAUGGCCCGAAAUGCAGAAAAGGCCAUGACGGCCUUAGCAAGAUUUCGCCAGGCUCAGCUGGAAGAGGGAAAAGUGAAGGAACGAAGACCCUUUCUGGCCUCAGAAUGUACUGAACUGCCUAAAGCUGAGAAGUGGAGACGACAGAUCAUUGGAGAGAUCUCUAAAAAAGUGGCUCAGAUUCAGAAUGCUGGUUUAGGUGAAUUUCGAAUUCGUGACCUGAAUGAUGAAAUUAACAAGCUGCUAAGGGAGAAAGGACACUGGGAGGUCCGGAUAAAGGAGCUGGGAGGUCCUGAUUAUGGAAAAGUUGGCCCUAAAAUGCUGGAUCAUGAAGGAAAAGAAGUCCCAGGAAACCGAGGUUACAAGUACUUUGGAGCAGCAAAAGAUUUGCCUGGUGUUAGAGAGCUGUUUGAAAAAGAACGCCAGGUGCGGUGGCUCAUGCCUGUAAUCCCAGCACUUUGGGAGGCUGAGGCGGGCGGAUCACAAGCUCUUCCUCCUCCCAGAAAGACACGUGCUGAGCUCAUGAAGGCAAUCGAUUUUGAGUACUAUGGUUACCUAGAUGAAGAUGAUGGUGUUAUUGUGCCUUUGGAACAGGAAUAUGAAAAGAAACUCAGAGCCGAGUUAGUGGAAAAGUGGAAAGCAGAGAGAGAGGCUCGGCUGGCAAGAGGAGAAAAGGAAGAGGAGGAGGAAGAGGAGGAAGAGAUCAACAUCUAUGCAGUCACCGAGGAGGAGUCGGACGAGGAAGGCAGCCAGGAGAAAGGAGGGGACGACAGCCAGCAGAAGUUCAUUGCUCACGUCCCUGUUCCCUCGCAGCAAGAGAUUGAGGAGGCACUGGUGCGAAGGAAGAAAAUGGAACUCCUCCAGAAGUAUGCAAGCGAGACCCUGCAGGCCCAAAGUGAAGAAGCCAGAAGGCUCCUGGGGUAUUAGGACCCAGCUGGGGCUCUCCUUGGAGUUCUUCCAUCCCCCAGUGGUACCUCAGGACCCAGGGCUGCAGACACAGGCUGGUGCUGCAAGGGCUCCUGCCCCAUUCUCAGCCUUCCUUCCCUCUCCUUGUCUCAUGUUGACCGGAGGGUAGGGGUCUGUCCCUGGUCUUCCUGGUAGGUUUUGUACACAUAUUUUGCUACUGUGUGGAUCCAUUUAUUUUUAUUGUGGAGUGUAUACAACAGGUUGCGAACUGGCUGCCUGUGUCUUAUUUUGACUUGCACUGCCAUUUUGAGGGGAGAAGAAUCAAUUAGUGGCAAACAUUUAAAAAUGCAAUUUUUUGCAGACCAAAGUAUAAUUUUAAAAAAUGCAAAUUUUCUAAAAGACACAUCUCUUGAAAAAUGAGAUGAUGUGGCCAGGCGCAGUGGCUCACGCCUGUAACCCCAGCACUUUGGGAGGCCGAGGCGGGCGGGUCACGAGGUCAAGAGAUGGAGACCAUCCUGGCCAACAUGGUGAAACCCCAUGUCUACUAAAAAUACAAAAAAAUUAGCUGGGCGUACUGGCAUGCACCUGUAGUCCCAGCUGCUUGGGAGGCUGAGGCAGGAGAAUCACUUGAACCCGAGAGGUGGAGGUUGAAGUGAGCCAAGAUCGUGCCAUUGCACUCCAGCCUGGCGACAGAGUGAGACUCUGUCCCAAAAAAAAAAAAAAAAAAAGAUGCACGCAACCCACAAGUCAAUGACCAGGUCCCUCUGUGUUGGUUGCUGCUCUGGGCUCUCCGUUAGCCCCCCUCCACCUGCUCCACUCGCUCCUGCCUGGGUGGCAGGAAUUUGAGUUUGCUAUUCCUGUUUUAUAACCUGUUCUGCAGAAACCUAUUUUUAUUAAAGAUUUUUAUAAGAAAGGGAAACCUCCAUGUCUUCAGCUUGUUCCCUGGGCCAACGGCUCUGAGGUGACAGUGGCAUUAGGAUGUGACCAGUCACUAAGGGGCACUGCCUUCCUGCAGGGGAGUCCCUGAAGCCCCAGCCCCAAGUGUGGCAAAGACAGGACCAGAUCCCAGGAGUCUAGGUGGGAGUGAGCCGACCCACCAUGGCGUCCGUGGCCACAGCUGUAGACAGGGCUCCUUGCAGUGGGCUGCACCGUGGCCUGCUGAAAGCACACAGUGGACACGAGCUGAGUCCAGAGCUUCCUCUGAACUGGGGCUUAGCUCUCCAGUGGGGAACCAUGGUCAGCGGCUGUAGCCCCUGGGCAAGAUGGUGCCUGGCUUCCUGCCCUCUGCAGGGUCAUGGGAGUGUCUGGGAACUCAGGGUCAGGGCCAGAUGGCUGUUCCUGGGGCCUGGGGCUCCAGCUCAGGCUGUUUGGGAAUAGGAGGAACUCUUGGCUUGGAGAAGCCCAUCACACAGCGGGAGGCCUGGGAUGGUUGGUCUGCGGGGAGCAGCUCAGACUGGGGGUGGCAGAGCCGUGUGUGGCUGUGUGUGGCCAAGUCGGGAGAGUGGCCAGUGCUGGGCCCUCUCUAAGGAGCCCGAGGGCCACAAGGACUGUGGAAAAGGUCUGAGUGAGGGAGUCGGGAGCUAGUGGCUAAGGGACUUGCUUGAGGACGCUCCGUGCGGCCACAAGGAGAGGCCCAGGCAGGACCAGGUCAGGAGGAGGCUGGGGCAGAGGCCCUGGCAGGAGGUGGGUGGGCUUGGUGGGGAUGGGAGUAGCCAGGGUGUAGGUGAGGAUGGGGAAGGGGCCCCCCUGCCUCCUGGCUUCCCUGAGGGCUGGGCUGGCCAAUCCCAGCCCUCAGUCAAGCCCGGAGGCAAAUGUGUGCAGGGAGGAGAGGUGUCCAGGUUGAAGCUUUGGGAGCCCUUGGAGGCAGCAAGGCAGACUCGCCUCUGGGACCCAGCACCCAGCUUGGGCCUGCAGGUGGGGACUCAGGAGUGAAUAUCGUGGGGGCUUUGAGCAAGACCCUCUGGGCCCAGCCUCACCUUCCAUACUUUGAAGUCAAGGAGUGGACCUGUGCUGUCUCAGUUUGCUCUGGGGUCUGGGCAGUCCUGUGGUUUGGGCAGAGGCCUCAGAGGGCCCUAGGGACAGACUGACCCAGGUCUGAGCCUCUUGGGAGCGUGCGGAUGGCCGGCCUCAGACAGGCCUGGUUGUGGGUUUGUCUUCCAAGGGGCACACGCGCACUCUGGUGCUUCCUGGCAUUCAGAAGAGAAUGGGGAAUCCAGACAUCAGGCCUUCCUUCUCCCUGGGAAGGAUGGCAGGUGCUUGGAGCCAGGCCUGUCUUGAGAGCCAGGGCUCUGGGUCUUCCUCCUCCAGUGCCCUGUUCCACGCCUUCAGUGCACAAAGCACUCCCCUCCUGGGAUCUCUUCAGGGAUCCCCGGGAUGCAAACUGGCCAGGGAUUAGAAUUCCACAUUUGAGCAAACAGACUGAGAGUGGAGAAGCACCCAGCUGGACAUCCUCUAGGUGUUCCUGGCAGAGGCCCUUGCUACUUGUCUGUGCCCAAAGGCCCUAGAGGGUCCUAGAUGUGGGACAAGGUCUCAGCAGGGCUCCAGUCCCAGGCCUGGAAACAGCUGGGGGUGGGGGAAGCUGGCUGGGUGGGUGUGGUUAUCUUUUCCCAGCUUGUGGCUCCGAGGUGACAGAACCAAUCUCAGGAGGCUUUGUUUGGUUAAUAAAAUCUACUGAAUGGUUUAUUUUA
This is a messenger RNA of Homo sapiens (human), 3678 nucleotides long. RefSeq names its product ISY1 spliceosome associated protein (gene ISY1). The transcript has 12 exons. The record is from RefSeq and is marked validated. NCBI's taxonomy places the organism in Eukaryota, Metazoa, Chordata, Mammalia, Primates, Hominidae. Gene Ontology annotation, cellular component: nucleus. Gene Ontology annotation, biological process: generation of catalytic spliceosome for second transesterification step. The coding region runs from base 89 to 1012 and encodes 307 amino acids.